This is a messenger RNA of Bacillus rossius redtenbacheri, 1276 nucleotides long. RefSeq lists its product as uncharacterized. The record is from RefSeq and is a predicted model, not a curated record. NCBI's taxonomy places the organism in Eukaryota, Metazoa, Arthropoda, Insecta, Phasmatodea, Bacillidae. Bases 308 to 1147 code for a protein of 279 amino acids. Gene Ontology annotation, molecular function: zinc ion binding. The transcript has 9 exons.
AGAGUAUUAUCUUUGUUUUUAACUGCUAUCAAAAUUUCAAGUGAUUUUUUUUUCUGCGCCACUGAAAAAAAUCAAAAGGAAAAGUGCCGACGCGCGCGCGGGCGGCCCGGGAGAGAGCAUGUCGAGCUUCGACGACGUGCCGCGCGAGCCCCUGCUGCAGCACUUCACCCGUGCCGCGGGCCCAGCCGGCAGACGCCCUCCGGCCCGUAAGAUUCUGAUGAACUUCCUGAAUUUUUAUUCGCCAGAAACAGUCCAAGAGCUGCAAUGUUCCCGUGACUGAUGCUACUACCAGUACUUUUCUUCGAUAAUGGAUGAAGAUGCAAUACCACCAGGAGCAGCGCCGCAGAAAGGUCCUCCAACACCUUCCCCUUUACCUUCGCCCCAGGCCCAGACAGUUCUCCCAGGUCUUCCGGUGCAAGAGCUGGGAAAAUCGUCUUACAAUGAGAACGAACAGGACGAAUACUUGUCUACAGAAGAAAAUGGUUGGGACUCCGACGAAGACGAAUAUGAUGAAGAGGAAGAGUCCGAGGACGAAACACCCGUCAAACGCGAGCAGUGCGUCAAGUGCCAGGAGUUGGACCUGCCCGAGGCCCUGUGGCGGGUGUGCGUGUGCUCGCCGGACAGGGCGCACCAGGCGUGCCUCGAGGCGUGGCUCAGGCGCACGCAGCUGACCGCGUGCGAGACGUGCGGCUACCGCUACAACCUGCGCCUGGUCGCCAGCCACGUGCUCGGCGUCAGCAUCUGCGUGUGGCUGCGAGACCACGCCGACACCAGGGAGGUGCUGCUGGUGCUGUUCCUCAGCGUCCUGGUGCUGGCCGAGGCCUUCCUCAUGGACGCGUACCUGAGCGAAGUGACGGCCGAGAUCCUCGUGCCGCCGGUGGACGGCGACCCCCGCGAGUACCUGACCAACCUGCUGGAGUACUGGCGGUUCGUGUCGGAGAGCUGGCGGCAGUUCCUGCGCCAGCUGACCCUGCCGCUGCCCUUCGUCGCGCUGGCGGCCGCCGCGCUGGCGCUGCAGCUGGCGCUGCUGGUGCCGCUGCUCGCGCCGCUCGUCGCCAAGUUCCGCGACUGGUACGAGCACACCUUCGUCCUCAAGCUGGUGGAGGAGCCGCCUUCGCCCGCCGCCGCCUGGUCCCAUCCCCCGUGAACCCGCCCGCCGAACAAACCACAGACUUGUCCGCAUUGGUUAUAGCUAUUCCGGAGCCAAGGCGUGUUUUAGGAUUGUCAAAUGGAGGCACAUGGACCUGCUAAAUAAAGAUUAAGUACGCAUUUGCAA